CGAGCAGCUGGGAUUUUUUGUGGGCGGGCUGUAUGAACCUUUGUCCGGCUCCCAACUUGAGAAUGUAUACCUCGUGUUUGUCCCUUCUCAAGUCGCAGUAUAGUGAUGCACCUCAUCACCAUCAAACCCUGCCUGUCCCAAGACUGGACUCAUUGUAAAUGGAACGAACCACGCCCAUGCGACGGAUCGGCGUCAUUGUUGCGACAUCAUGUCUUGGGACUCAAAUUUUUAGUCGUAAGAACAGAAGGUUGUGUGCAGAAUCUUGCCAGCGCGAGUCACGGCUUUUCUGUCUGGAAGUCAUCUCAAGAUGUGCCGGUCAACUGGUGGUAUGGUAGUUGGGGGCGUGGUGGUGCGCAGCAUCAUCAUUAUGCAACCCUAUCCUCAACCUAGGCCUGCGACAUUUGAAGAAGGCAAACGCACACCACCCAUGGCGCACCGGCGUCUUGUUUUGGAACAUGGCG
This is a messenger RNA of Paraphaeosphaeria sporulosa, 461 nucleotides long. RefSeq lists its product as uncharacterized. The record is from RefSeq and is a predicted model, not a curated record. Lineage: Eukaryota; Fungi; Ascomycota; Dothideomycetes; Pleosporales; Didymosphaeriaceae. Bases 106 to 390 code for a protein of 94 amino acids. The transcript has a single exon.